AUGGCUACAUCAGUCUCAGCUGCUAAAACGUUUUUUGAUUUAUUUGAUCGAAAACCAGUUAUCGACAAUACAUCUACUGAAGGACAAGAAUUGAUUGAUUUUCGUGGUGAGAUAAAAUUUGAUCAAGUCAAAUUUACCUAUCCAACUCGACCAACAUCUAUUAUUCUUAACAAAUUUCAAUUGAAUAUUAGACCAAGUCAACGUGUGGCUAUUGUUGGUAUGUUUGAAUUAAAUAUUUCUUUUAAAUUUUGUUUACGUAAUAUGAGUCGUACAGGGGCAUCUGGGUAUGGAAAAUCAACAAUUAUUCAACUUUUGGAACGAUUCUACAAUGUUACAAGUGGUCGACUACUUCUUGAUGACAUCGAUAUUCAACAAUUGAACCUUCAGUGGGUUCGCUCUCAAUUUGGUCUUGUCAGUCAAGAACCAAUCUUGUUCGAUUUAACAAUUGCUGAAAAUAUAGCAUAUGGUUUAGAAAAUGUUUCAAUGGAAGAUAUUAUCCACGCAGCAAAUAGAGCUAAUAUUCAUCAAUUUAUUGAGCAAUUGCCUCAGGGUUAUGAAACAAAAGUAGGAUUGAAAGGCAGUUUUCUGUCGGGUGGUGAGAAGCAACGUAUUGCUAUUGCUCGAGUUCUUGUUCGUCGACCUACAGUAUUGCUCUUAGAUGAAGCUACAAGUGCCAUGGAUUCACACAAUGAACAAAUUGUACAAGAAGCUCUCGAACAAGCUCAAACCGAAAAUCCUAGUCGAACAUCACUUAUUAUUGCUCAUCGUCUUUCAACUAUUCGUUCAUGUGAUUUGAUUUGCGUACUGGAUAGAGGACAUAUAGUGGAAAGUGGUACUCAUACGGAAUUGGCACAACGACGUGGAGCAUAUUGUAGAAUGCUUGCUCAAAACAAUUUAUAA
This is a messenger RNA of Rotaria sp. Silwood1, 900 nucleotides long. NCBI's taxonomy places the organism in Eukaryota, Metazoa, Rotifera, Eurotatoria, Philodinida, Philodinidae. The record is from the annotation of a GenBank genome assembly.